This is a messenger RNA of Dichotomopilus funicola, 528 nucleotides long. RefSeq lists its product as uncharacterized. The transcript has a single exon. The record is from RefSeq and is a predicted model, not a curated record. NCBI's taxonomy places the organism in Eukaryota, Fungi, Ascomycota, Sordariomycetes, Sordariales, Chaetomiaceae. Bases 1 to 528 code for a protein of 175 amino acids.
AUGGUCCAACGCGCCCUCAGCCACCGCCGUAACUCCAACCGCACCCUCUCCGUCUCCAUCUCCAACACCACCCACCCCCUCUCCAACAACAACAACAACAACAGCACCACCACAACCCCCAGCACCAGCCACACCGUCCAAACAACCAACACCCUCCCAAUAAUAGUCCGCACCGGCCCCAGCGGCGCCCACACCAACAUCGCCGGGAAUGGACGUCGUGAGUCGGGGUUACCGCUGUCGCGGCAUCAUUUGAUGAGGCGGUCUAGUACUGCGAGUAGUGGCAGUAGUAGUAGUACUGCUUCUUCGGUGGGUGGUGUGGGUGGUGUGGGUGUGUGUUUGAGGGGGAGAAAGGUGGGGGAUGGCGGGGAAGAGGUUGGGGAGGAGGUGAUUGUGGAGGAUGUUGAUGAGGAGGAGGGGGAGGGGUUGGGGGUUCGUGAGGGGGGGGCAAUAGCAGGGGGAGUAACGGGGGAUGAGGGGGAGAUGUUGGGGUGGAUAUUGGCGUUUGGGCGUGAUGAAGGGCGAGAUUGA